Schizosaccharomyces cryophilus OY26 is the source of this 1533-nucleotide messenger RNA. RefSeq names its product RNA-binding protein Cip1. Gene Ontology annotation, molecular function: mRNA binding. The transcript has 2 exons. The record is from RefSeq and is a predicted model, not a curated record. NCBI's taxonomy places the organism in Eukaryota, Fungi, Ascomycota, Schizosaccharomycetes, Schizosaccharomycetales, Schizosaccharomycetaceae. Gene Ontology annotation, cellular component: nucleus; cytoplasm. Bases 1 to 1533 code for a protein of 510 amino acids.
AUGUCAAAUGAGUCAUUUUCUUGGAAAGUCAGGACGAAUGAUUCGCAUCCGUUAACCGCUAGUCCUGCUCCAAAAAAACCAAAUCAUGAAGCACUUUCUAGACUUCAAUCACCACUGAAUUCCCCGAAAUUACAACCGAUCGGAUCUCCUCAAGCGCUUCGUAGAGUAACUUCCGCUAAUGGGACAAACACGUCGAUGUAUCCAAAAUGGUCAGGAGGUCUUUCUCUCUCUAGUAGCCGCGCUGCUUCUCCAGCUCCUUCAACUUCGGACCCGUUCGGCAACCUUGCUUUUGGUAAUGUCCUAGGUGGUUCGGAUGUCCCUAACAAAGGCAAUUUUCCAAGUCUUGCUUCGGAAUCAAACCCGUCCGUUUCAACUCCAUCUCUUAUUUCAAGAAACGCUGCAUUCAUGGGGGACCCUUUUGCUCAGGCUGUUCAAAGUGCUACCACGAACACUAACCCGCCAAAUCAGGAACCUUUAUCUUCCGAUGCUAGUCGCUCUGAAGAUGUCGAGGCCUUUUCUGUCAGAAAUAAUCCUUCUUUUUCGAGUCAGCGUACUCCAAUGACUUCUUCGACCCGGACACCCACCCCUACUUCUGUUGAACCCGGUGAGGAUACCAUUCCGACUGCUAUUGUUGUAAAAAAUAUUCCCUUUUCAUUGGAAAAGGAUGCUUUGCUUGAAGCUUUCAAGCAAUUAGGUAUUCCACGUCCCUAUGCUUUCAACUAUCAUUAUGACAAUGGUAUCUUCCGUGGCCUAGCUUUCGCGAAUUUUUACCUUCCUGAAGAAGCUCAAAUAGUUGUCCAAACGUUGAAUGGCUACGAAAUUAACAGCCGCCGUUUGCGUGUUGAAUGGAAACGCCAACUACCUGCUGCCGAACGUGAAAAGGCCGAAAAAGCUAAGAAACGUCAAGCAGAGGAACGGCGUAGAAAGCACCAAUACAAAACCUUUGAAGUUAGCUUUAAGGAUCAGGGUUUGGAUUUAAACAAUACUACAACCUUAGAAAUAUAUAGUAGACUUUUACUUUUCGCUAAUCACUGUCUUCCUGGAAACGAGCUUGUUUUUGAAGCUCCUUCAAAGGACCAUAGUAUCUCAAAUGCUGUGCGAGCUUUUGCUUUACAUUUUGACUUGGAUUACUACGUACAACCUAAUAUGGAAAUCAUCAAGCUCACUGUCACACACCCAGCGAAAAAGCCUUCCAACGUAAGUCAUUCUCAACCUUCUUCUCCUGGCUUCCGCCGUGCGUUACAUGCUCCUAUGGCAUCGCGAUUUUUGCAAGAACACGCACUGAACGGAAUAAGAAGUGCCCCUAUCACUCCUCCACCCAGCUUUGCCUCACUAGUGAACCCUAUUCGCUCCGUUGAUGACAAGAUUUAUGGUAAUGAUUCUCCUUUACGACAGACGAAUCCGUCUCUUUUCUGCGAUAUUACUAGAAAAGUCUUGUCACGAUUACUCUACUCCUUAUCAACGUUCGAUGCUUGGACUUAUGCUUUUGAUAAUUUUACGAUUUUGGUUUGGUUGGAGUCAUUUUUUUACUGA